This is a messenger RNA of Triplophysa rosa, 4865 nucleotides long. It is a transcript of the gene mgat4a, whose product is annotated as alpha-1,3-mannosyl-glycoprotein 4-beta-N-acetylglucosaminyltransferase A. Gene Ontology annotation, biological process: protein N-linked glycosylation. The transcript is spliced from 16 exons. The record is from RefSeq and is a predicted model, not a curated record. NCBI's taxonomy places the organism in Eukaryota, Metazoa, Chordata, Actinopteri, Cypriniformes, Nemacheilidae. Gene Ontology annotation, molecular function: acetylglucosaminyltransferase activity. Bases 328 to 1929 code for a protein of 533 amino acids. Gene Ontology annotation, cellular component: endoplasmic reticulum-Golgi intermediate compartment; Golgi stack; endoplasmic reticulum.
CAAAGCUUGAUUGAGAGCUCAAAUCACCACUGAAGGUUCAGGCAGUACGGUGCGUCCGAUUUAUACAUUUAUCAAAUUUGUGUUUGGAUCGCAGCUUAAAAACAAGUGUGAAAAGGUGCGGGAAAUCAAGCAAAGGCAGGCAUGAGCAUUGCACGUUUUGCUCUUGAAAUGCAUCAGUUCCGCUGGGUUGCCUCGUGACUGAAAGGAGGACCGCGCGAAGGAGACAGCGGAUGAUUCGGACCCCUGUCACCUCCCCCUCCGCUCCUCUGAAGCGCCUAUGUACGGCUGGAUCAGGAGGACAGCUGCACGGGGAGGCGCUGAAAUGAGAUGAGGCUCAGACAUGGAACUGUUGCCACUGCGAUCAUUUUCUUUACCUCGUUUCUCAGUUUAUCUUGGUACACGGCUUGGCAAAAUGGAAAAGAAAAGUUGGUAGCUUACCAGAGGGAGUUUCAUGCCCUGAGGGAGCGACUCCGUGUGGCUGAACACCGAACCCUCCAGCGCUCAUCUGAGCUCAACACCAUCCUCGAACAGUUCAGACGUGCCAUCGCAGAGACCAACGGCAGCAAAGAUGCUCUCUCCAACUUCUCAGAUGAGACACAGAAGUUAUUGAAGGAGUUGGCUCACAGGAAGCCCCUCCAGGUGCCAAAUAUUUUCCACCAUCUGCCUCACCUGCUCAACAAUGAAGGCAGCCUGCAUCCCGCUGUACAGGCGGGCCAGGGGCGUACUGGAGUUUCCAUGGUGAUGGGCAUCCCAACAGUGAAGCGGAAAGUGAAGUCGUACCUGUCAGAAACUCUUCAUUCGCUCAUCGAUAAACUCUCAGCGGAAGAGAAACUUGACUGUGUCAUCAUAGUGUUUGUUGGAGAGACAGACAUUGAGUACGUAAACAGUGUGGUUGCAGCCCUUGAGAAAGAGUUUUACACAGAACUGAAUUCUGGGUUGUUGGAGGUUAUAUCUCCCCCUGUCAGCUACUAUCCAGACCUCAACAACUUGAAAGAGACUUUCGGCGACUCAAAGGAGAGGGUGAAAUGGCGGACCAAGCAGAACUUGGACUAUUCCUUUCUAAUGAUGUAUGCCGUCAACAAAGGGAUCUUUUAUGUGCAGUUAGAGGACGAUAUCGUUGCCAAGCCCAACUAUUUUGCCACAAUGAAAAACUUCGCCCUACAACUCGCCAGUGAGGACUGGAUGAUUCUUGAGUUCUCACAGCUGGGCUUCAUUGGAAAGAUGUUCCAAGCCCCAGAUCUAAAUCUCAUAGUGGAGUUUAUCUUCAUGUUUUACAAAGAGAAGCCCAUUGAUUGGCUGCUGGAUCACAUACUAUGGGUCAAAGUUUGCAACCCUGAGAAAGACGCUAAACACUGUGAGAGGCAGAAGUCUAGUCUGCGCAUUCGUUUCAGGCCCUCUUUAUUCCAGCACGUUGGUUUGCAUUCCUCCCUGGCUGGGAAAAUCCAGAAGCUCACGGAUAAAGACUUCCUGAAACCUCUACUGCAUAAGAUUCACGUGAACCCGCCGGCUGAAGUUUCCACCUCUCUUAAAGUGUAUCAAGGCCACACGCUUGAGAAGACCUACAUGGGCGAGGACUUCUUCUGGGCCAUCAAUCCAAUGGCUGGAGACUACGUUCUGUUUAAGUUUGAUCGACCGGUCAACAUAGAAAGGUUCCUUUUUCGCAGUGGAAACCAGGAGCACCCUGGAGACAAAAUCGAGAACACUACCGUCGAGAUCCUGCCCGUCACGGACACUGAAUUGAAGACCAAAGAGAAAUACAAACGAACAGAGGACCGCUUCUAUAAAAUCGCUGAAUUUGAGAAGGGAGUGGCAGAGGGGACGGUUGACCCUGCUUUCAACCCUGUGGUGGCUGUACGUCUGUCUGUCCAGAAGGACUCUGCUGUGUGGGCUAUUAUUAGUGAGAUUCACAUCAAGAGGAUACCUGGGUAACUACAAGGGUUGGGCGAUGGAUGAUGACAUGAUGACAAGUGAGGCACAUACAAUGCGAGCUGCACAGACACGCCUCGUCUUUAUACAACGCGGGCUGCACAGUAUGGAAAGCCGUUUGGGUGGGUGUUUGGUUAAUGGUGAAAUUUGACCUUAACGGCUUUCCAUAGCACAGACACGCGUCAUUUUUAUACAAUGCGGGCUGCGCAGACACGCGUCUUCUUUACACAACACGUGCUGCGCAAACUGCGCGUCCUCUUUAUACAGCACGAGCUUUACAGUUAUAAAGUCAGGCCAGUCUGUACAGCGCGAGCUUAUAUGCCCCUUAGCCUUGUUCAUAUUUGUUUACAAAGUGAUUUGCAGCACAGAGCAGCGAGUCAAGUGACGAAAGUGAAACAUUUGUUGGAAUCACGAUGCCGGCUCACCAUUGUGAUGUCUGUCAGCCAUCAGCGACGGACGAUGGCAUCGUCUAUCGGCCCAACCCUAGUAACUACCAACAUGUCUCCCCGCUAGCUGAGGCCGUGAUUGGUCUCCUGAGAUGGGAUGUGCUGCCUGACACACCCUUCUGCUGCAGUUUUAAAGAGAAAGUGACAUUAUGGGAUCUUUAUAUUGAUGAAGGAGGCAGUCACAGUUUCCUUUGAAAGGACUUGAUUUAUCUUCACCCCUCCAACUUCACUGUUUCAUCUUUCUCUGAUAACUUCGUUAUUCUUUUUGACUUUGUCCACAUCUUCUCACUUAGAUUCAUUGUUCUACUCUGAAUUCUGUUGUGUAAACGUGACUACUACUGUACAGAAAACAACACUUUUCGACAGACCGUUUCCAGACAUUGGGUUUGUGUCACAAAGAAUUGCAAUCAUUGCUGUCAUGAAGGAUUCUAGGCUGCACCAAUGCUGGAGAAAGCAUAUGUCCUACUGGUGAAGAUGUUCUCAGCACUCGUGGACCAUAACUGACCUCAAACCCAUGGUCAGAUAACCACGGCUGGAUUGGUGAAAAAGGUGAAGACAUUGUGAAAAAGUGGGACAGCAGAAAUGUCAACGUUUUUGCUUCUGAGAAGUUUUUUUGUGUUUAGGUUUUAGAUUGUUGAUAUUUGGCACUCUGUUGAAAUGUGUAGAAAACCAUUUUAUUUUAUUAACUGAUUUGCCAAAAUUUCUAAACAAAUUUCUAAAAAAACAGGCAGCGUAUCUUACGACCUCUACCUGGUCAACAAAAGUGUCUUUUCUUCCUUUGAGUCAGUUUCUCGUCAAGUAGUCAAACAUGACUUUCAAUCUGAAGGUUUAUAUAUAGAUAUUUUUAUUGUUAUUAUUGUCAUGACGAUCUAUGAAGGUGAAUUAAUUUAUUUGAGAUAAAUCUUUCAUUUUUACAAGAGGUAAAUCCUUUUUUUUAUAAUCAUUGGAAAUUUAUGACGUGGCAGAGAAUUUAUUGCUUUUGAGUGAUUGUGGCUCAAAGUCGAGUGAAGAUUCAUGUUUGUUCCUAUCUUUGUAUAAUCCUGAAGGGUGCAGGGCCGCCCACCUCUGUGCCUUAACAUCUAGCGUUCCCAUGGGACCUGGAAAAGGACUGUCUUGCGCUGUUGUCAAAUUGCUUAAAAAUGCAAUAGAACUUCUGUCAUGUGCUUGAUUUGACUGAUACGUUGUAUUUUAGAGCAUGGCGUGUCCAUAUUCAUGUUAUCGAAUACAUCAUGUUACCUUUUGUCUAUUGGGCAUUUUUUCUUUCAAAUAUCAUCUUGUCAGUCAGAAAGGCAUUCUUUUCUUUGGCCGUAUUUAAUGCUGUAUCACCUACCUGUAGAUGAGUGUCUGUAGAACGUUUAGAGAGUGAUAUGACCAGGCCCAGACAAAAGCUGCGCUGAUUUGGGGGUAUCUAUGGGAUUCUGUGAAAUGUGUUUGGGAAAAUGAAUUCAGUUGAAGUACUUUGCUCCUAUUGGGACGCUGAGCUGAAAGCACCAUUCAUUCGAGCUUGCCAAAAUAUUUAAUAAAUAAACAUGGGCGUGUGUAGAACGUCAAGACUGACGGGCAUUUCCAGUUAUGCAGAAAUCUGGAAAUGCCCGUUAAGUUCUGUGGUCGCAACUGUUCCCGGUCAUGAGCAAAUUAAUACCAGAACCAUAGAUUUAUAAUGGUGAUGAAUGAAGAAACACUUCAGUGAAUUACUUCUUGCAAUAUUAUGUGUUCUGCUUGGUCACUAUGAUUGGAUGUGGAUGGUUUUUUAUUUGGUAAACCUAUGGUUCUAAUUUAUUUUGCUUUUAUGUGCUGGCUUUGAGAGUUGAUGGUGAGGUAACUACUGUACAAAUUUUCCAAAGUGCUCUCAUCUCAUGUGAUUGUAUAUAUCUUUAAGAUGAUAGAUUAUAAUGAAGUUCAGCCUGUGAAAAUGUCUCAUUGUCUAACCCUUUAUGUUUCAAGCAGAGCGUUAGUUACCCGCUCCCACAUUUUUGUAACUACUUGAGGCUGGAUGUGAAUUGCAGAACUUGACCGGUUUAUGUUGUUGACCAGUUAACAAGCCAAUGUACUGUCAUACACGUUUGUUUACAAUUUGUUUAUGAUCUCUCCUGAGUGGUGGGACUAAAAUGUUUCCUUUAAGUGUAGAGUGCACUGUAUCGUUCUUGUUUGCAUCUUGGGGGAAUGAAAGAAAGAAGAAAGUGUUGCCUUUUAGUCAGAUUUGUGCUCAAUGAUUAAUGUUCAUGACUUGUUUCCACGCCUGUGGUGGAUUGUUGUCUAUAAUGAUCUCUACUCGCUCACGUGGCAGGUUUCCAGACUCAUGUGGUUUAAUCUGGGAUCCGCAUGUAUCCAUCUUUAAAUCCACCCUUCAAAAUUGCUUUGAGAUGAAUCGGACAUAAAACGUUUCCCUCCUUGUGAGGUGCAUUCUGGACUUUCAUGUGCCUUCAUCUGUCUUGCUCCUGCUCUGAAAUUGAUUUGAAUAAACUGUUCUGUAAUAAACCAGUCUUAAAACCA